GCCCGCGGCAGGCGGCGCUCAGCGAGCGGCGGAGCGAACGCAGUUUCCCCUUCGCUGCUCGCCCUGGUGACCUUCAGAUCAACAGAAAUGAACUCUUUUAUUGCCAGAGAGGGGACGAUUUCUCGUUGCAGGGACCCGCAGGUCAGGAUGAUGGAGGCUGUGGUGAACCAGGCCGAGAAGCACCUGGGCCAGCUGUGCUCGCAGCUGGCUGCCUACACCCGCCGCACAGCCAAGCUGAGGGACAAGGCCGACCUGCUGGUGCGCCAGCUCGGCGACUUCUCCAACACCGAGGACCACGAGCUGCGCACGGGCAUGCGGAUCCUGGCCGAGGACCUGGCCAUGCUGCAGGACUACAGGCAGGCGCAAGUGGAGCGGUUAGAGACCCGAGUCGUUAACCCACUGAAAGUCUACGGAGACGUUGUCAAAAACAAGCGAGCCGAGCUGAAGAAGUUCGCCGCUGAUCACAGUCGAGAAGUGAAAGUGCUGCAGAAACUGGACAGGAUCAGGAUGAAGAAUCCUUCGGACAGACAGACCAUCUCACAGGCGGAGGCCAACGCCCUGAUAGCCACUACCAAUGUCAACCGGAGCAUCCGGCAGCUGGAGGAGACCAUGAGCACCUUCCAGCUGCAGAAGCUGCAGGACAUCAAGAGGAUCUUCGCAGACUUCGUCACGAUCGAGAUGCUCUUCCAUGCAAAAGCACUCGAAGUUUACUCCAAUACUUUCCAGACCCUCAAAGACAUGGAUGUUGACAAAGACCUGGAGGCAUUCAGGGCAAGGAUCCAGGUGCACGACGAUGUCGGAGACGGUCACGCUAUGCAGCUGUCCAUUCCGAUGACUUCUUCGGGUCUUUCUUCACUGCCUCGCUACCCUAGCCCAACUCCUUCGUCUCUGAGACUGCAGUUGGACUACACCAAGAGGUCUCUCCAACAGGCCCAUCAGAGGCGACUGCCCCGGCAAGAGGAGGUGUGUGAAGAUGAUGAAGGUGAAGACGACGAAGAGGAGGAGGGGGAGGAAGAGGAGGAGGAAGAACUACAGGAAGAAGAAAAGGUGAAGGAGUCCUACGCUGCUAGGUACACUAGAAUGAAACGACAAAAGUCCUGAGGGUGGCCCUUGAACCCAGUGAACACCACUUACACACCAGCGAUUCCCACCCAGCCAGGUCUUCAUUGUGCACCACUUCUUAGCAGAAAGCGGGUGGGAUAGCGGCACUUCGGGCCGCGGCUGCAAUGGUCUCGCGUUGCGGUGACUCCGUUGGCUGGGGGAGUUCCUCCCAACGCCACCUCUAGCUUCAGGAAUAUGUAAUGAGUCUCGGUAGGCAGCCUCAUAUCAGAAAACCUUGUUCUGGGACAUGUUUACAUUCUGUAAUUUAAUUUGUGCUCCAAACCUGGAACAUGAACAGAAAUGAAUAAUUAAUGCUCAUUUUGAUGUAUUGGAGCCUUGUCGUCUGACUGCAAGAGCAAAUAGGAAAAAUGCUCACCCUGGCAAAUAAAAGCACCAGCUGCAUUAAGCUUUCGUGUAGAUUUGCUCGUUACUGCUUCCUGCCCUGGAAAAAAGGACCUGAGGUUGUAAUUUGGAAGAGUACGGUUUGAAGGAGACCGAUUUCAAAAUA
Scleropages formosus (Asian bonytongue) is the source of this 1609-nucleotide messenger RNA. RefSeq names its product protein FAM92B-like. The coding region runs from base 88 to 1101 and encodes 337 amino acids. The transcript is spliced from 9 exons. The record is from RefSeq and is a predicted model, not a curated record. Gene Ontology annotation, cellular component: ciliary transition zone; ciliary basal body. Gene Ontology annotation, biological process: cilium assembly. NCBI's taxonomy places the organism in Eukaryota, Metazoa, Chordata, Actinopteri, Osteoglossiformes, Osteoglossidae.